Messenger RNA from Brassicogethes aeneus, 1794 nucleotides. The record is from the annotation of a GenBank genome assembly. Lineage: Eukaryota; Metazoa; Arthropoda; Insecta; Coleoptera; Nitidulidae.
CAAGUUUUUUGAUAUGAUUGAAAUUGCAGCAAUAUUAGUAUCUCUACUUUUAAUAGCGAUUUCAACUUAUUCAUGGAUAAAAGAAAAAAAUCAUAAAAAUAAGUACAAAGACUUUUACAGCCUGCCAACACCAAAACCCGUUUUACCAAUAAUUGGAAAUGGUCUCCUUUUUUAUAAAUUCAAUUACAAUAUAGUUAAAGUAUCUGAAUUUAUUAGUGAAACAGUUGGAAACCCUUGUGUUAUAUAUAUGCCAAACGAAACUUACUGCACUUCUUGCCCGGAGGAGUUGAAAAUUAUCCUGAACCAUCCUGAUUGUUUGGAAAAAGGAAGUUUUUACAAAGUUUUGAACACAACCUUUAAACAAACGUUACUUAUAGAAUCAGUUUCCAAAUGGAAAAAAAAUCGAAAACUUGUAUCUAAAGGGUUUAACCAAAAAGUACUCGACUCUUCCGUUGAAUCAUUUAACACAAUGGGUCCCAACUUAAUAGAAAAAUUAAAAAAGAACAACGAAGAUCUUGUUUAUUUAUUUCAGAAAUUUACCUUGGAUAAUUUUACUGAAAACUUUUUGAAUAUUAAUUUUAACUUUUUGGACGAAAAGGAAAGUGAAUUUGUUGAUAUGAUAACAAAUGGAGAAAAAACAAUGGCACGUAGAAUAGGAAACCUAAUAAAAAUGAACGAUUUUUGUUAUAAUUUCACAGGAGAUGGAAGAUAUCUUAAUAAAAUAAUGGCACAAGCCUUUGACUUUAUUCAAAAAAUCCUCACGAAUAAAAGACUAGAAUUAAAUGAAAAUUAUUUUUCUCAUGUUGAAACAAAAGAACUAAGAAGAGGUCAGUUGCUGCAAUUGUUGCUUUCUGAUAAAGACACUACUGAUGAGUACAUUCGAAAAGAAUUAGUUUUACUUGCAGGUGCUGCUACAGAUACAACAGCUUAUUCCAUGGCAUUUACAUGUGUUUUAUUGGGAAUGCAUCCGGACAUACAGAAAAAAGUUUAUGAAGAAGUAAUAAAUAUAGUUGGUAAAGACAAGGAGAUCGAACACAACAUUUUACCUUCAUUGAAAUACACAGAAAUGGCCAUAAACGAAUCUCUUAGAUUACUUCCUGUGAUACCUUAUACCGGCAGAAGAUCUGUAGCUGAUAUACAUUUAGGCAAGGACAUGCAUAAAAUUUAUCGCUUAUACUUUUUUGAUGUGUAAAAGUUUUAGGUACAAAAGUCAUCCCUGCCGGUACAGAUAUAGUGUGUUUUCUUUUUGGAACGCAUAGAAGUGAAAAAUGGUACCCAAACCCAAAAAAAUAUGAUCCCGAGAGAUUUUCGCCCGAGGAGGUUGCUAAAAGACCACAGUACGCUUUUCUCCCAUUUUCCGGAGGACCAAGAAAUUGCAUAGGAUGGAAGUACGCCAUGAUGAAUAUGAAAACAACCAUAGCUAAUAUUGUUAGACACUUCCAUAUAACCACCAAGUAUAAAUCCAUUGAUGAUAUGGAUUUUGAAUCAAGUAUUGCCAUGACGACUACACAUCCUGUGGACUGUCAUUUCAAAAUUAGGGAGCAAUAAUAUAUAAUUAUUAUUAUUACGUCUACAAAAUGUAAACAAUAUUCUUUUAUUAAAUUUAGACCCAUACGUAAGGUUCAUGAUGCACUGAAUUCGAAUUUAACCUUGAGUUGCUUCAACACGUCAGGUUUCAAUCCUAAUCCAAAAAUAGAAAAAACGCGUUUUGUAGAUACAUUGAAAAAGUAAAAUGUAUUUUAGAGAAAAGAGUUUUGCGAAGAAGGUAUAUCUUGUGGUGUAAUAUAAUCUCAA